Molecule: messenger RNA, 1584 nt
Organism: Danio rerio (zebrafish)
Lineage: Eukaryota; Metazoa; Chordata; Actinopteri; Cypriniformes; Danionidae
Gene: ykt6
Product: YKT6 v-SNARE homolog (S. cerevisiae)
Cellular component (GO): cytoplasm; membrane; cytosol
Source: RefSeq, marked provisional
GAUUAAAUACCUUCUGUUGAACGUGGAGUAUCCGGAAUGCCAGUGAAAUUGUAAUAUAUCAUACAAAAUAUUAAUUAACAGCAGGGCAGAAUCGUCGCUGUCGGCUGAAGCAAAAUAAAAGUUAUUCUGACCUGGUUAGAUUAGCUGUUAGCGGAUUAGCUUCAGUCUUGGCUGUUUUACACAGAAGCAGGUCUUGCCCAGAAACACUAUGAAGCUCUACAGUCUCAGUGUCUUGCAUAAAGGCUCAACGAAGGCCAACCUGCUGAAGGCGGCGUACGAUCUGUCAUCGUUCAGUUUCUUCCAGAGAUCCAGUGUACAGGAGUUUAUGACAUUCACCAGCGCCCUGAUCGUCGAGCGUUCAGCAUUAGGAAGUCGUGCGUCUGUCAAAGAACAAGAGUACUUGUGCCACGUGUACGUGCGGAAUGACAAUCUGGGUGGUGUUGUGAUCGCGGACAGUGAAUAUCCCUCCCGAGUCUGCUUCACUUUACUGGACAAGGUUCUGGAUGAGUUCUCCAGACAGGUCAACAGUAUAGACUGGCCUUCCGGGUCACCGGCGACCAUUCAGUACACAGCCCUGGACAGUCAUCUGGCUCGAUACCAGAAUCCACGCGAGGCUGACGCCAUGACCAAAGUGCAGGCAGAACUGGAUGAAACCAAAAUUAUUUUGCACAACACAAUGGAGUCACUGCUGGAGAGAGGAGAGAAACUGGAUGAUUUAGUUCAGAAAUCCGAACAUCUGGGAAACCAGUCUAAAGCCUUUUAUAAAACGGCAAGAAAGCAGAACUCGUGCUGCGAGAUCAUGUGAUCACGACGAAGAAUCUGAUUGGACUGGACUCAGCCACCCUUUCCUCUCCGGUUUCCUCUACUUUCCCUCUCUUUCUCUCUCUCUCUGUCCUGGUGAGGGCUGAUGCUUUCAUCCUGCAAGCUGUCGUGCACAGCCCAAACCAGCGGCACACAGUAAAACAGGCUCAGAGUGGGGAGGGGGCUGAUUUCCCAUCAUGCACCACAUUUAUCCGCCAUCAGUUUAUGUUGUUCAUGUUGUGUGAGAACUCGGUUUUCUAUUGGGCGUUCCUGGACGGUUCCUCAGGGUCUUGCACAAGCUCAAAACAGAUGCGGAUAAAAGCAUAGAGGGGCUCGAUUCUAACGUCCCCGCUGUGCCUUACUCUAGAUGUGUUUCCCAAACAUGUUCCCGAAGGCACACCAACAGUACUUAUUGUGGAUGUCCCCCUUAUCAAACCCCUUCAGGUUUUGGAGUGUCUUCGGAUGAUUCAGGUGUGUUUGAUUAGGGAGAGGAUGAAUAUGUGCAGUGUUGGUGUGCCUUCAGGAACAGGGUUGGGAAACACUAGUUUAUUUAGCCCUAUCAACGGAGGACAUGCGAGCGCUAAUGCAGCGGUCUGUGUGUCUAGACUCAUUAUUCGGCUUUUCGGCAGUUUUGAAGCGCCUUGUAGAGUGAACAUGUAGCGUGAAGUCUUUUUAAAAUGUGAAAUAUUGAUGUGUUCAUAAUGUGACUGACCAAAUUUAAUGUUUGUGUACACAUAUAAUGCUUUUUUUCCUCUUGGAGAUGUAAAUAAAUAAUUGAAUAUG